AUGUCGAAGAGCUCUUUUAAAGCAUUCGUCGAGUACAAGGCUUGGUUUGCUGCUAAAGAGUUGGUAGAUAGUGAGAGAAGAUAUGUGGAUAAACUGCGGUUGUUAGAUGAGAUAUUCCGAGAAAGAGUGGUAAAAGAAGCGGCCAUCGACAAGGACAAGCAGCAUAAGAUAUUCGCAAAUAUUGCUAGUUUGUAUCAAUUCCACAAUACCCACUUCCUUCCUCAAUUAAUGGAGGCAAGCCGAGAUUGGCACACAACGAAAAGAAUAGCAAAUGUCGUCCGAAAGCAAGCACCAUUCCUGAAAAUGUACUCUGAAUACACAAACAACUAUGACAGAGCCACAAAGGUGUUUGAAGAAAUGAAGAAGAAGAAGAAGUUUGCCGAUGUUGUACGCGAAAUUGAAAAACUUCCCGAAUGUGAAGGUCUACCCCUCAGUCACCACUUGAUCUGUCCCGUUCAAAGAGUGAUGCGGUAUCAGCUACUUCUUCAGGUGGCUAUU
Molecule: messenger RNA, 498 nt
Organism: Strongylus vulgaris
Lineage: Eukaryota; Metazoa; Nematoda; Chromadorea; Rhabditida; Strongylidae
Source: the annotation of a GenBank genome assembly